Molecule: messenger RNA, 1833 nt
Organism: Brassica napus (rape)
Lineage: Eukaryota; Viridiplantae; Streptophyta; Magnoliopsida; Brassicales; Brassicaceae
Product: squalene epoxidase 5
Exons: 8
Coding region: 78-1544 (488 amino acids)
Biological process (GO): sterol biosynthetic process
Cellular component (GO): membrane; endoplasmic reticulum
Molecular function (GO): squalene monooxygenase activity; flavin adenine dinucleotide binding
Source: RefSeq, a predicted model, not a curated record
GUUAAUUUACUCCACCUUUCUCAGCUCUCUUAUACUGACAAAUAAUAUUUUUAUAUUGAGUAAUAAUAUUAAUAGAUAUGGACAAGGCUUUUAUGGACGUUUUUUUAUGGACGCUACUUGCCUUCGUACUGACUUGGACGACAUACCACGUCACCAACAGGAGGAAGAAGGCAACGAAGUUGGCGGAUGUGGCCGUGGAGGAGAUACGAUACGGUGGUCCUGACGUCAUCAUCGUCGGAGCUGGUGUUGGCGGCUCAGCUCUCGCCUAUGCUCUUGCUAAGGAUGGACGUCGAGUACAUGUGAUAGAGAGGGACAUGAGAGAGCCAGAGAGAAUGAUGGGGGAGUUUAUGCAGCCAGGAGGACGACUCUUUCUUUCUAAGCUUGAUCUUCAAGAUUGUUUGGAGGGAAUAGACGCACAGAAAGCCACCGGCUUGACACUUUAUAAGGACGGAAAAGAAGCCGCCUCACCUUUUCCGGUGGAGGACAACAACUUCCCUUAUGAACCAUCAGCUCGAAUGUUUUACAAUGGCCGUUUUGUCCAGAGACUGCGCCAAAAGGCCUCUUCUCUUCCCAAUGUGCGACUAGAAGAAGGGACGGUGAGAUCUUUGAUAGAAGAAAAAGGAGUAAUCAAAGGAGUGACAUACAAGAACAGUUUAGGCGAAGAAUCGACCGCCUUUGCACCUCUCACUGUGGUAUGCGACGGUUGCUACUCGAACCUUCGUCGCUCUCUAAACGACAACAAUGCGGAGGUUAUUUCGUACACAGUUGGUUACGUCUCAAAGAAUUGUCGCCUUGAAGAACCCGAGAAGUUACACUUAAUAAUGGCAAAACCGUCGUUCACCAUGUUGUAUCAAAUCAGCAGCACCGACGUUCGUUGUGGUUUUGAGCUUUUCUCUAAUUAUUUUCCUUCUAUUGCCAAUGGGGAGAUGGCUUCCUUCGUGAAGAACGAUCUUGCUCCUCAGGUACCUCCAAAACUCCGCAAAAUAUUUUUGAAAGGGAUUGAAGAGGGAGCAAAAAUAAAAGUGACGCCAGCAAAGAGAAUGUCAGCUACCUUGAGCAGAAAAAAAGGAGUGAUCGUCUUGGGAGAUGCAUUUAACAUGCGUCAUCCAGCAAUCGCAUCUGGAAUGAUGGUUUUAUUGUCUGACAUUCUCAUUUUACGCCGUCUUCUCAAACCAUUGAGAAACCUCGGUGAUGCCAACAAAGUAUCAGAAGUUAUUAAAUGCUUUUAUGUAAUACGCAAGCCGAUGUCAGCAACAGUGAACACACUAGGGAAUGCAUUUUCACAAGUGCUAGUUGCAUCAACGGACCAAGCAAAAGAGGCGAUGCGACAGGGCUGCUAUGAUUACCUCUCUAGUGGUGGGUUUCGCACGUCAGGCAUGAUGGCUCUGUUUGGCGGCAUGAACCCUCGUCCGCUUUCUCUUAUCUAUCAUUUGUUCGCUAUUACUUUAUCCUCCAUUGGCCAACUGCUCUCUCCAUUUCCAUCUCCUCUUCGCAUUUGGCAUAGCCUCAGACUUUGUGGUGUAAGACAUUAUAUCUUUCUUUGAACUGGUGUCUUUGAAAUUGUUGAUUCCGCAUCUCAAGGCUGAAGGGGUUAUCCAUAUGAUGUCUCCAAUAAAUGCAGCUGCGUAUUGCAAAAACUAUAUGACCGCAACCGCAGUGUAAACAUUGUGAUGCUCUGAAAACCGCGAUAUGUAUCAGACGUAUGUAUGGAUCACAAAAAAUUAUGAUAAUGUCAAAAUUGUAUUGGACGCAUUAUGUUAUAGAAGAUAAUUUUCGGAAUGCUUAAGACAAAAAAAAAAGAAUAAUAAGUAUGUGGUUUGAUAUUUAUAUUGA